UGCCCAAUAUCACGGUACUGGAAUUUUUGCCAUGGAGCAAGAUUUGGCAUUUGGCAGCUGCCAGCCGCUCAUGGAGAGAGACCGCCCUCCAAUGGCACAGCAACCCACAUUCAGCGCGCUGCUUGAAGUUUAAUGUCAGUGGCAACGUUUGUUCAUUCAUCUGCAACCUCUCGUGCAACAGUAUGAUUGCGCGACAGCACCAUGAUGUCAUAUUGUCUUUCGGUGGGCUCUCUGCGAGGAAGGAUCCACAAUUUCGCUGGGUGUGACAAGUUGAUGAUGAACACUUUGAUGACCGCGAUGAAGAUUGGUGGAAUGAUGAUGAAUACCCCUAUGCUGCCGGGCUUUACAUUUGUGGGUACACGAACCAACCGGAUUUUUUCAAGAAGAUGAACCUUCCUCCUGAAGUCGAAGGUCCGGGUUCCCACAAAGUUGAGCUGAUAUUCGACCUGGAUGAGGAUGGGUACAGCGAUGCAGACAUUGAAUUGGUGGUAGAUGGUCAUGUGAUGGACACCGGACCUGGACUGGGUAUGAAGGGCCGUGGAAAAGGCAGCAUCAAAGUCGGCCCAAUCGUUCCAAGCUCAAGGAGGCAGCUUGAAGUCAGAAUCUUUCCAUUGGGCCCAGUCUGCAUAUGGAACGAAGAGGCAAGAUCAGAAGAACGAAGCACCUGGCAGUAUUGGGAUGAUGGCCACGAAGACUUUGACUGGUGAAUCAUUCUUGAUUGCAUGUUAAAAU
Messenger RNA from Cladocopium goreaui, 732 nucleotides. NCBI's taxonomy places the organism in Eukaryota, Dinophyceae, Suessiales, Symbiodiniaceae. The record is from the annotation of a GenBank genome assembly.